Molecule: messenger RNA, 222 nt
Organism: Phytophthora sojae
Lineage: Eukaryota; Oomycota; Peronosporomycetes; Peronosporales; Peronosporaceae
Exons: 1
Source: RefSeq, a predicted model, not a curated record
CUCCUCGCCGAAGCGGAAGGCGUGUGCCUCUCGGGCGCUAUGAUCAUCCAACAUGCACACGAACUCGUCGUAAAGCUCGGGAUCCCGCCAGCACAGCGUCCCCGGCUCGGAGCCUCAUGGCUUCGCCGUUUCCAAGAGCGGUAUGGCUUUGAGUGGCGGCGUUCCUUUGGGGAGUCCGACUCGGUGAAGUUGGACACCGCUACGGACGAGAUCGAGAGACUC